This is a messenger RNA of Schistosoma spindalis, 2806 nucleotides long. The record is from the annotation of a GenBank genome assembly. Lineage: Eukaryota; Metazoa; Platyhelminthes; Trematoda; Strigeidida; Schistosomatidae.
CUUUGGUAUACAGUAUAUUUAUAGAACAAAAAGUAUAUUGAACCUCUGAAUUUUUCAAUCCGAAUCACAUGUGUUUGUUCUUUUGUUUCCAAAAACGAUCUGAAUCCAAGGCGGUUAGUCGUAAUGCCAGACAAACGUGGUUUGGCUGUGCAGAAUGUAGAAGAACUGGACGUUUCAAAACUAACUGCCUUAUCGCCAGAGGUCAUCAGUCGUCAGGCUACUAUAAACAUCGGUACUAUAGGCCAUGUCGCCCACGGGAAGACAACAGUUGUGCGUGCAAUUUCCACAGUGCAUACCAUUAGGCACAAAAAUGAAUUGAUCAGGAACAUCACAAUAAAGCUGGGAUAUGCUAAUGCCAAGAUAUACAAAUGCAAUAGUGAAGCAUGCAUACGUCCUGCUUGUUAUCGGUCAUUCGGAAGUGCAACAGAUGAUUCCCUUCCCUGUCCUAGAUCAGGAUGUGAUGGGACACUAACAUUGCUGAGGCAUGUUUCGUUUGUGGAUUGUCCAGGUCAUGAUAUUUUAAUGGCAACUAUGUUAAACGGUGCUGCUGUUAUGGACGCAGCAUUAUUGUUGAUAGCCAGCAAUGAGACAUGCCCCCAGCCCCAAACAAGUGAGCACCUCGCUGCUGUAGAGAUCAUGCAGUUGAAAUACAUAAUUAUUCUUCAAAAUAAGAUUGACUUAAUCAAGGAAAGUCAGGCUCGCGAACAGUAUUCACAGAUUUUACGUUUUAUCCAGGGUACUGUUGCUCAAGGAGCUCCAGUUGUACCUAUCUCAGCACAAUUGAAGUAUAAUAUUGAUGUUGUUUGUGAUUACAUUGUGAAUCACAUUCCGGUUCCAGUACGGGAUUUUACAUCAGCACCUCGUUUGAUUGUUAUUCGAUCAUUUGAUGUAAACAAACCUGGUUGCGAAGUGGAUGAUCUACAAGGUGGAGUAGCUGGAGGGAGCAUUUUGCGAGGGGUUCUAAAGGUUGGGCAAAAAAUAGAAAUUAGACCAGGUCUCGUUUCAAAAGAUUCGGAGACUGGGGGCGUUACUUGUAGACCCAUUAUUUCAUGUAUUGUGUCACUUUUCGCGGAGCAGAAUGACCUUGCUUAUGCUGUUCCAGGAGGUUUAAUUGGAGUUGGGACAAAGAUCGAUCCACAGUUGUGUCGCGCUGAUCGUUUGGUUGGACAUGUUUUAGGACAGGUUGGCACCUUGCCUGACAUAUAUGUGGAGUUGGAAAUAUCAUUCUUUCUUCUACGACGUUUGUUAGGUGUUCGCACAGAAGGGGACCAAAAAGGUGCUAAGGUUCAGAAGCUUUCUAAAAAUGAAGUUUUGAUGGUGAAUAUCGGGUCUCUUUCUAGUGGUGGAUGUGUUAUAGCUGUUAAAGGUGAUCUAGCUAAAAUACGACUAAAUAGCCCUGUCUGUACUCAAGUUGAUGAAAAAAUCGCAUUAAGCAGACGUGUUGAAAGACAUUGGCGAUUGAUAGGAUGGGGAGAAAUUCGACGUGGUGUCACAAUCCAACCUGUCCAGUGAAUAUCAACAAACUUCAUUUUGCAUAUGAUAAAGAUCUAUACCUGUGUACGCUGAUUAUUAUUUUUUGUUGCCUUGUGUAACUUAGGUCAUUGUCAAAACGAAUGUUUCGUAACUUGGACUUAAUUGUUAUUUUUUCCUAGAAAUCACGAUUACCUAUGUGUGACUAUUUGUUAGUGGAUUAUAAAUACCUUUUUGUUAUAGCAAAUAAGAAAUUUGUCGCAGGCAACUAACAUUGCCUUAAUAUCGUUCUUCGGUCAAGUUGAAGCGUUAUUCAUGUGUUUAUAAAAUAGUUUUUCUGGUUGCCUUUACAUUUACCUACCUGUCAUAGUGCUUCGUUGGGUCACAUUAAAUUUCGGACCACAUGUCAAUAUCAUUUGUUUCCCAAACAUACAUCUGUGCCCUACCAAGAGUAUAUCUAGGACCAGUGGAAUCACUAGGCAAGCCCUAACUUGCAAUCCUGAAGGGGAUCGGAUAAGAGUAAGGCCAAAGAACACAUUACGUCGGGAAAUAGAAGCAAAUAUGAAAAGGAUUGCCCCAGGACGGUUAGAUGGAGAAUGCUGGUAAGCGGCAUAUGCUCCUUCACGAGGAGUAACGGGCGUAAGUGUGUACUGACUUGUUUAAAAUAGAUGGUAAAUAUGUUUCUAAUUCAAACAUUCUUUGAGCAGGCUUGACACCAAAAUUCAGAAUUUACCAUGGGGUUUUCGAUUCGUCUUUUAAUGUAGAACUGGAAUACGACUGCUUGAAGUUGCGAACCCAUCCAUGGUUCUCAUUUUACUGACAAUUUUCGUCACGAACUGACUUCAAAUCCUAUCGUGAACCACAGUACAACAGAAAUGUGGUUUUUUAAGUUAGGAGGUCCUCAUUAGUGAAUGCUACUUCGGUACCGAUGGAACUUGAGUUCCUGUCCAUGUACUUGUUUUCUGAUUAUUCACCCACUGAAGUCAGUUUAUGACGAAAACUUGGAAUAUAGUCUCGGUCAAAUAGAACAAAUUAUUUGAAUGGUGAUUAAGUUAUUACAAUCAGGUACAUAAAACAACAUUCGGGGUAUCGUAGUGACAAUACUUCUUUUACUAAUGUCUGUAGAAUGAUGUUUCCCAAUCAAACAAUUGUCCUAUGGUAUUCACUUUUAUUUUGUAUUUCAGCCUCCUCUUCAGAUAUGCGCAUGUGGUUACCAUCAAAAGUAAGACAAGACGUACAAAUGUAGACCAGUGUUGCAAGCAUUGAGAUAUUUUAAACAUGGGUUUGUAUUCUAUUGUAUAUGCAAUCCAAAUAUAAGUAAUUUCGACAGGUCGAA